Messenger RNA from Talpa occidentalis (Iberian mole), 5833 nucleotides. It is a transcript of the gene BICRA, whose product is annotated as BRD4 interacting chromatin remodeling complex associated protein. The transcript has 14 exons. Gene Ontology annotation, biological process: positive regulation of DNA-templated transcription. The coding region runs from base 46 to 4761 and encodes 1571 amino acids. The record is from RefSeq and is a predicted model, not a curated record. NCBI's taxonomy places the organism in Eukaryota, Metazoa, Chordata, Mammalia, Eulipotyphla, Talpidae. Gene Ontology annotation, cellular component: SWI/SNF complex.
GACACCCCCUCCUUCCCUUCAUGAUUCGUUUGUAGCGCAGUGGCGAUGGAUGAUGAGGAUGGGAGAUGCUUACUAGACGUGAUUUGUGACCCUCAGGCCCUCAACGACUUCUUACAUGGAUCCGAGAAGCUCGACGGUGAUGACCUCCUGGAUAACCCCGGGGAGGCCCAAAGUGCCUUCUAUGAAGGUUCUGGGCUCCACGUGCAAGAAGCUCCUGGUAACCACUUGAACCCGGAGUCUAGCCAACCGGCCCCCAGUGUGGACCUAGACUUCCUAGAAGAUGACAUCCUGGGCUCGCCGGCCGCAGGGGGCGGCGGAGGUGCUGGUGGGAGUGCUGACCAGCCCUGUGACAUCCUCCAGCAGAGCCUGCAAGAGGCCAACAUCACUGAGCAGACGCUGGAGGCUGAGGCCGAGCUGGACCUGGGUCCCUUCCAGCUGCCCACCCUGCAGCCCGCGGACACUGGGUCAGGCCAGGCAGGGGCUGGAGGCGCUGCUGCUGUGGCUGCUGGGCCCCAAGCCCUCUUCCCUGGCAGCACUGACCUGCUGGGGCUGCAGGCCCCACCCACCGUGCUCACCCACCAAGCCCUGGUGCCACCCCAGGAUGUGGUCAACAAAGCACUGAGUGUCCAGCCCUUCCUGCAGCCUGUGGGCCUGGGCAAUGUGACCCUGCAGCCCAUCCCGGGCCUCCAGGGCCUUCCCAAUGGGAGUCCUGGGGGUGCCACAGCUGCCACACUUGGCCUGGCACCCAUCCAGGUGGUGGGCCAGCCCGUGAUGGCACUCAACCCACCCACCUCCCAGCUUCUGGCCAAGCAAGUGCCGGUCAGUGGCUAUCUGGCUUCGGCAGCCGGCCCCUCAGAGCCAGUCACACUGGCAUCAGCUGGCGUCUCGCCCCAGGGGGCUGGCCUGGUCAUCCAGAAGAACCUCCCAGCUGCCGUGGCCACCACACUCAAUGGGAACUCAGUAUUUGGAGGAGCAGGAGCUGCCACGGCAGCAGCGGCCAGUGGGGCACCCUCGGGACAGCCGCUGGCGGUGGCCCCAGGCCUUGGCACGUCAUCUCUGGUUCCAGCACCUAAUGUGAUCUUGCACCGUACCCCCACGCCCAUCCAGCCCAAGCCUGCUGGGGUGCUGCCCCCCAAGCUCUACCAGCUGACACCCAAGCCCUUCGCCCCCGCAGGCGCCACGCUUACCAUCCAGGGUGAGGCGGGGGGCCUCCCGCAGCAGCCCAAGGCCCCCCAGAACCUGACUUUCAUGGCGGCAGGCAAGGCCGGCCAGAACGUGGUGCUCUCAGGCUUCCCGGCGCCUGCCUUGCAGGCCAACGUCUUUAAACAGCCUCCAGCCACCACCACGGGGGCAGCCCCCCCACAGCCUCCUGGGGCUCUGAGCAAGCCUAUGAGUGUCCACCUCUUGAAUCAAGGCAGCAGCAUCGUCAUCCCCGCCCAGCACAUGCUGCCAGGCCAGAACCAGUUCCUGCUGCCCGGCACAUCUGCAGUCCAGCUGCCCCAGUCACUCUCAGCUCUGCCGGCCAAUGUGGGCGGGCAGAUCCUGGCGGCUGCAGCCCCACAUGCAGGCGGACAGCUCAUCGCCAACCCCAUCCUCACCAACCAGAACUUGGCCGGCCCUCUGAGCCUGGGCCCUGUGCUGGCCCCCCACUCUGGGGCCCACAGUGCAGCCCACAUCCUCUCAGCCGCCCCUAUCCAGGUGGGCCAGCCGGCCCUGUUCCAGAUGCCUGUGUCACUGGCCGCGGGCAGCCUGCCCACACAGAGCCAGCCGGCCCCCACUGGCCCUGCUGCCACUACCGUCCUCCAGGGGGUCACUCUCCCCCCGAGUGCCGUGGCCAUGCUGAAUGCCCCUGAUGGUCUGGUGCAGCCGGCCACCCCGGCUGCCGCCGGGGAGGCCACACCUGUCCUGGCUGUGCAGACAGCUCCCCAGGCGCCCCCCACUGUCAGCACCCCGCUGCCUCUGGGCCUCCAGCAGCCACAGGCACAGCAGCCGCCCGCCCCACAGGCCCCCACCCCUCAGGCCACUGCCCCACCUCAGGCCACCACCCCCCAGCCCAGCCCAGGCCUGGCAUCCAGCCCAGAGAAGAUCGUCCUGGGGCAGCCGCCCUCCGCUGCCACCACGGCUAUCCUCACUCAGGACCCCCUGCAGGUGUUCCUGCCACAGGAGAGGAGUCAGCAGCCCCUCUCCACAGAGGGCCCCCACCUCUCCGUGCCCGCCUCGGUCAUAGUCAGCGCCCCGCCUCCCGCCCAAGACCCAGCCCCGACCACCCCCGUCGCCAAAGGAGCUGGCCUCGGCCCUCAGGCCCCCGACAGCCAGGCUUCCCCGGCACCGGCCCCCCAGAUCCCAGCAUCGGCUCCACUGAAGGGUCCAGGCCCCUCCUCAUCCCCCUCACUACCUCACCAGGCCCCUCUGGGGGACAGCCCCCAUCUGCCCUCCCCACACCCUGCCCGGCCCCCUUCUCGUCCACCCUCACGCCCCCACUCCCGUCCUCCCUCCCAGCCCCAGAGCUUGUCCCGUCCACCCUCAGAGCCCGCCCUGCACCCAUGCCCUCCUCCCCAGGCUCCCCCGACCCUGCCUGGCAUCUUUGUCAUCCAGAAUCAGCUGGGCGUCCCCCCACCUGCCAGCACCCCAGCCUCCACUGCCCCAGGGCCUCCCCAGCCCCCUUUGCGUCCCCCAUCCCAGCCCCCAGAGGGCCCCCUGCCCCCAGCUCCCCACCUCCCUCCAGCCUCCACCUCCUCUGUUGUGGCCUCUGAGCUGUCCUCCAGGCUACCAGCCCCCACGCCACCUGACUUCCAGCUUCAGUUCCCACAAGGCCAGGCCCACAAGUCCCCUACACCCCCUCCGACUCUCCACCUGGUCCCCGAGCCCACAGCACCCCCCCCACCGCCUCCUCGGAGCUUCCAGAUGGUGACGGCCCCCUUCCCAGCGCUGCCCCAGCCGAAGGCUCUUCUUGAAAGAUUUCACCAGGUGCCGUCCGGAAUCAUUCUCCAGAACAAGGCUGGAGGAGCCCCCACUGCACCACAGACCUCUGCCAGCCUGGGGCCCCUCAGCAGCUCCACUGCCUCUGUGCUGGUCAGUGGGCAGACCCCAGCUGGGACCCCCGCUGCCCCCAGCCACCCCCCUGCCCCGACACCCAUGGCCACCACAGGCCUCCCUCCUCUGCUUCCUGCCGAGAGCAAAGGUUUUGCCAGCAACCUCCCGACCCUGAGUGUGGCCAAGGCCACUUCAUCUGGGAAGUCCUCCGGGCUGCAGUACGAGAACCGGCUGAGCAGUCUGAAGAAGCCACCGGCCCUGCAGCCCAGCAAGGAAGCCUGUUUCCUGGAGCAUUUGCACAAACAUCAGGGCUCCGUCCUGCACCCUGACUACAAGACCGCCUUCCCCUCCUUCGAGGACGCCCUGCAUCGCCUCCUACCCUACCAUGUCUACCAGGGUGUCCUCCCCUCCCCCAACGACUACCACAAAGUGGAUGAGGAGUUUGAGACGGUCUCCACGCAGCUGCUGAAACGCACUCAGGCCAUGCUCAAUAAAUACCGCCUCUUGCUCCUGGAGGAGUCGCGGAGGGUGAGCCCCUCAGCAGAGAUGGUCAUGAUUGACCGAAUGUUCAUUCAGGAGGAGAAGACCACCCUUGCCUUGGACAAACAGCUGGCCAAGGAGAAGCCAGAUGAGUAUGUGUCUUCCUCACGCUCUCUUGGCCUCCCUGUCACCACCUCUUCCGAGGGACACCGGCUCCCCAGCCAUGGCCCACCACCUUCCUCAACACCCGGGGCUCCAGCCCAGCCCCCUCUGCACCUGCCCACCAAGCUGGUGAUCCGGCACGGUGGGGCGGGUGGGUCCCCUUCUGUGACCUGGGCACGAGCUUCCUCCUCCCUGUCGUCAUCCUCCUCGUCCUCUGCUGCCUCCUCUUUGGAUGCCGAUGAGGACGGCCCAAUGCCCUCCCGCAACCGGCCGCCCAUCAAGACCUAUGAGGCCCGCAGCCGCAUUGGCCUCAAGCUCAAGAUCAAGCAGGAAGCCGGGCUCAGCAAGGUCGUCCACAACACCGCUCUGGACCCUGUGCACCAGCCCCCGCCCCCACCCCCCACCUCCCUCAAGGCGGCUGAGCCCCCGCCCCGGCCCCCACCGCCACCCCCAGCCACCGGCCAGAUGAAUGGCACUGUGGACCACCCGCCGCCGGCCCCCACUGAGCGCAAACCGCAGGCCCCGGCUCCCCACUGUCCCCGCUUGCCCCUCCGGAAGACAUACCGUGAGAACGUGGAGGCUCUGGGCAGCGGAGCGGCCGAGGGGGCGGCUAGUGGCAGGGCCCGGAGCAGCAGCCCAGCACCCCUGCCCACCAAAGUGGACGAAGCCACCAGCGGGCUCAUCCGCGAGCUGGCUGCGGUGGAGGAUGAGCUAUACCAGCGCAUGCUGAAGGGGGCACCGGACCCUGCGGCCAGUGCCGGGCAGGGCAGCGGCAGCAGGGAUCCAGGAUGGGAGGCUCCCCCGCUGCCCCCAGCCAAGCGGCGCAAGUCCGAGUCACCUGAUGUGGACCAGGCCAGCUUCUCCAGCGACAGCCCACAGGAUGACACCCUCACGGAACACCUCCAGAGCGCCAUCGACAGCAUCCUGAACCUCCAGCAGGCCCCAGGCCGGACAUCUGCACCCCCGUACCCCCACGCUGCCCCCACAGCUGUCACACCCGCCUCCCCGUCGCCUCUGCACAGGCCAGAGGCUUAUCCACCCUCCAGUCACAAUGGCGGCCUCAGCGCCAGGACGUUAAACAGAUAACACCGGCCUGGUCUUCCCUGCCCUGUCCCCUCGCUCAGCCUGGACGCUGGGGAGCAUGGGGGGCAGGGCAGCUGGGCCUCUGACCUCAGCCUCCUGGGGAACAUGAGCCGGGGAUCCCCUGACAGUUUUUCUUGCCUAAGUUAUUUGAGUCACAAAGGCCUCCUCCACCACCUCCUGCUUCAGCCAGGUUGUUGAGAGAGGGUCGUGGAUUUAGGGGAGGGAGCUGUAAUGUAAAAUGUCAUCCCUGUCAAAGGAGGGGGUAACCCUGGUGUCAUUUCCUACUUCCCACUUCCUACCACACCCCGCCCUUGCGUGAGGGGGUAGGGACACACCUGUGUUUGCCAGGAAUGGGAGUACCCUGGUUGAUCCCACUACUCAUGCGUGUCGGGACACCGGUCUUGUCUAUGUGGCUUAGCCCGACUAGGUAUUGAGGGACCUGGAAGCCCUCGGGGGUCCUGGGGAGCUGCUCUAGGGGCCUCCCCGUAGCCCCCCAUAGGCUAUAAAAAGGAACACAAGGAUGGAGCUGGUGGACCAGCGUCCCAGGACCCUCCCCAUGAUCACCGUGCCAUGUGCACUGUCACAUCCCGUAUGCGUCCAGCUCCAUGUCCCAUGUCCCUGUGUGUGUGCUCCAGUGAGCAAGAGAUUUCGAACCCUCCUGUCCCGCCACUGAAAUCCCAGCAUCUGCAAAACAGGAAAAGGGGUCUUCCACCCCCUCCCCAUGCGGUUCUUCUUUUCUGUUCUUUCUGCCUCCAACCGGCCCAGGCCAGAUUUUGAAAUCUCGGAGACAAAACUAGUACUGUAAGAUAAAUUUUUUUGUACUGUAUUUAUUGUGUAUAACGAUUUUUUUAAAGGAGAAAUCUGUACAUUUAGAACUCUUGUAAAUUAAAAAGUGAUCCUUUUUUUAAAACUGUACCUAUGCCCCCUCCGCCCCCUUGCUUUUGGGUCUUUUGGGGGUUGUUUGGAGAUGGGACUGGGGUGAGACCUGUGGAGGGAUUGUGAGGGCUUAUUCCACAUAUAUUUGUUGAGCACCUACUGGGUGCCUCCUGAACUAGGAAAACAGGUUUCUGCAAGG